AUGAGCGAAGCGUCGAAGCCGAAGGUCUUCUUCGUUCUCGGCGGCCCCGGCUCCGGCAAGGGCACAGCCUGUGCUUCGCUUGUGCAGGAGUUUGGCCUCACCCACUUUAGCGCCGGCGACCUCCUCCGUGAGGCAAGCAAUAACGGCACGAGCGGCGUGGGGAAAAAAAUCGCCGAGAUACUCAAGGCUGGGAAUAUUGUGCCUUCCGAGAUCACAGUGGAACUCCUCUCGAACGCCAUUGCGGACCACCCCAACCCACGCGGGUACGUCAUUGACGGCUUCCCUCGCAAGAUGGACCAGGCGCUCAUGUUUGAAGAGGGUAUUGCUCCCGCGAAAGGCAUAUUCUACUUUGAUUGCUCCGAGGAGACGAUGGUGCAGCGGGUGCAGCACCGCGCCAAAGGGGGCUCUGGGCGGGAGGAUGAUGACAUGGAAGUUCUUCGGCGCCGCUUUCACACCAACGUGGAGCACUGCAUGCCGGUAGUGGAGCGCUACAAGAGCGAGGGCCGUCUCCACGCAAUCGACGCCAACCGCAGUCGAGAGGAGGUAUACAGCGACGUGAGGAAGAUUAUGCUUGAGCUCGGUGAGGAGACUCUGCAAAAGUGA
This is a messenger RNA of Trypanosoma conorhini, 603 nucleotides long. Its product is annotated as adenylate kinase. The record is from RefSeq and is a predicted model, not a curated record. Gene Ontology annotation, molecular function: ATP binding; UMP kinase activity. Gene Ontology annotation, biological process: UDP biosynthetic process; CDP biosynthetic process. The transcript has a single exon. Lineage: Eukaryota; Euglenozoa; Kinetoplastea; Trypanosomatida; Trypanosomatidae. Bases 1 to 603 code for a protein of 200 amino acids. Gene Ontology annotation, cellular component: cytoplasm; nucleus.